AUGAGGGACACGUGACACACCGAUGGACCGACACAGCCGAGCUGAGCGGUGCUAACAAGCGGAACACGGAUCUGUUUCCUGUAUCUGCCAGCUGGGUCGAGGAGAGACGGGAUGGCUGCGCUGCCUUUCCCCUGCCCUGUGCACGUGGGCGUUGUUACCACUGGAGGCGAACACGCUCAGCUGCACAAAUACACUUUGGAGAGAAAUAUAACCAAGUUGGAGAAACUUCUGAACAAGGGUGUGGACGUGAACUGUGUGAAUCACAUGGGUCAGACUCCGCUGUUCUGUGCCGCUCUGUCGGGCCAGGCGAAGGUGACGAAGCUGCUCCUCCACCACGGGGCUGACCCAAACCAUCGCUGUGAGGACCGGAGCACCCCGGUUCACGCGGGCGUGCUUUCCUGUAACCCUUCCGUGGUGUGCGGCUUGCUGGUUGCUGGCGGAGAUCUGAGACUCCACGACUGGGAGGGCCGGACGCCCUUUGACUGGCUCAGGACUGCCGAUCAGAGCGCAGUGCCAAAAUGCAAGACUUCCUGGAGGGCUGCAUGUCCUCCAUGCAACAGCUGUGUCUGAGCCCAGCGGUGACGACCCGCAGCCCGUCCCACAAGUCUCCCUCCAUCUUGUCAAACCCUGCAACUCUGAUGGAUCGCAUGAAACCGCGUGGAAUCGGCCAGCAGUUCAAUAAAAGGACAAACAGCAAGUCUUCCUCUACAGUAGCCUGCUGUUUAGGAUUUGGAAAGGUGUGUGUUAACAAGCUCUGCCAUGCGGUGUCUGUGCCAGCAUCCAUCCCCCUGAUCAGUGAUAGCGAUCUGACCCGCUACGACGACGAACCUCUGUUUUCCUUCUCCUGCGGGUCCUUGACCUCCAUGACCAAUUACAUCUGGAGGGGCUCGAGGGUCACAGUAAAAACAAUGAGGGACAGUGACACGGCUUAUCUUGACUUUCUCCACAUAGAACAAGACUACUGCAGUCAGCUGUUCCACCCGCAGCUCUUGCAGCUGAUGGCGGUGAGUCUGUCUGAUGACCUCCAGAGGACCAGUCUGUUGUUUGAACCGGUUGACGUGGGCACGCUUCACAACCUGCUGCACAACAGGCGUGCAGAGUUUCCAGUGCUGCAGAAUAGGUGGCUGCUGUCGGUGUUGCUGCAGGUGUGUGAGGGUCUGCAGUACGUCCACAGUGGAGGCCUGGUGCUGAGGGCCCUGUCUUCCCACAGCGUGGUCCUCACUAAGCUGGCAGUAGCCAAACUGACCGGUUUAGGCUUCAUGGUCCCCAGCAGUCAAAGUACAAACGUUGACCCCCCACUGCACAUAGACCUCCCCCCCAGCCUCCACAGAUGGGCCGCUCCAGAGGUCAUUAAACAGCGGCCGUGCGCGAUGCAGGCCGACAUGUACAGUCUGUGCGCUGUGAUCCAGGAACUUUACACAGACAGUGAGCCGUGGGGAACAGCGGACUUGGACAGAAUCAAACAGAUGAUAGAUGCAGGACGUGCCCUGGCAGCAGACAGCAGCAUUCCACAGCCUUACUACGAUGUGGUCCUGAGAGGUCUGCAGCACCACCCGCAGGACCGCACAUGCAGCCUGCAGGGCCUGUGCGCCACCCUUCAGCAGGACCUCAAGAGGAUCUCCCUGGAAGAACAGAUGACUGGUGGGCCGUGUGGCCGAGAUCUGGGGCCUGAGGUCCAGAACAAAGAACAGCAUUGGACCAUUGUGGGGGAACCAGUACACAGCGAUGUCCAUAGAACUGUCGGCCCAUUCACAACCAAGACAGAGGCCGUUGCGGAAGGACAUGUCGACCUGGACCAAGAGCUGUACAGAAAACCAAAGCCAGAGAGAGAAGGACGUUUGUUCCACCAAGUGUACCCCUACGCAGGCCUGCUGCCUCUGCUCGGGGAGUUCGACCCAGCCAGUACUGAGGAAGAACCCGAGUCGGACGUAGACGGGGAGCUAGCAGAGCAGCUGGCAGGCUGGAAGAUGGCAACGGAUCCUCAAAUCAGCACCAUUACAGUGAACGUCAAAGUGUCCCAGGAGCUGCUGCAGCAGGCCAACCGGAGCCUGGACGCGGUGGAAGCCCCCCCCCUGCUGGACUACAGAGGGGUGGAGGACGUUGACUGGCGCAGAGAUGCUCCCCGCUAUCGACACAGCGACCCCUCCCGCGCUUCCUUCCCCACGUCCAAAGCCAAGGCUAAGCUCUGCGGAGUGAGCGCUGCCGUCGGGCCGCCGAAGAAGCACUACAGUCUAAUUCCGCCCGGGGGGGAGGAAUGGGGAAGGAACCUGGAGGCCCAGCUUCAGAGCACAGAUUGGGAACCGCUGAGCGAGGAGGAACUCUCUCAAUGGCUGAGUUACUAUCCGGUGGAGCAGCAGCACGUCCCCUCCUCGGGACGCCACGCCUCAGCGACCUCGCCGCUGGGAGCUGAUGCCGGAGAGGAAUUGAGCCAGUACACAUCUGCUCUGGACCACAGUCUCGUCAGCAUCCUCCCCGAGAGGAAGAAUACGCAGAUUGUCAGACGUCUCCUCCAGACAUCCAGUUCCCCAGAAGAUGUAGCGGUUACAUUAGAGCUGUGCCAGCCAGCAGCUGGUGGGAGUCCACCCUCUGAUACUCACAACCCCGAAUGUGAGAGCUCCUCAAACAAUGAUGACAUACUCCCCACUGAUCCCGAUUCUGAUGUCACUGGAUCGCAGGCUCAGCAUACAGCCGACCCAAACAUGAUUUGGCUGGCUGAACUCUCCAGUAUCUCAGAGUCUCCAGCUCAGUUUCAGGAGACUCUCCACUGCAUCUCUGAGUACAGGAGACUUUCGCCUUGUUACAGUACUCCCCGCAGUCCGGACGUACACCGGCGUGUGAUGACGGGCUUGAGGGAGGCCAGUCUCCCAGACGCCCCUCUAUGCAGCACCGAGAGCUUCACCACAGCAAGAGACGGCUCAGUGAAGUCUCCCGCUUUCAAGGUAGAAUCUGCCCGCAGUUCAGAGGGCUUCAUCACGCUCAGUCAGGAGGAGCAGCUGCUACACACUAGAUCUCCCGGCCUCACAGUCCACGGAGGCUGCAGCUCUGAGGAAGCAGAGCAAAACGAGGAAGAGGGAGAAGCCCGGAGAAACCCGAGUGGAGAGAGGCAACAAGGGAGUAGUCAAAGCCACCCGAGUGUGCACGUGGCACAAGAGCUGGAGGAUAUGCAGAGAGGAUUACAGAUGGAGGGCAAAACGGGAGGAGACAUGGCAGAGGAGGGGAAGGGAGGCAAGCAUGAUGAUGAGGAGGAGGAGGAGAGCGAUGUGGGGUCAGAGGAGGAGGAAGAUGAAGAGGGUGGUUCCGAUGACAGGGGGGAGGAAGACGACGCUUUGGUGAACAUGAGUAAGCAGACAGACAUGAUGGGUGAUUGGGAACAGAACGUGAGGCUGAUGACUGCAGGAGUCCUGGUUGGGUUUGUCCACUCAGGGAAGCCUGGUGCCGAAGCAGACACCGCAGAUCAGAGGGAGGAGCGUGCCACCUUAUUAGAGGACACCGUCAGAGCUCACUCGACGCUGGACGAUGCGCUGCUGGGCUUCGAGAUGGAGGGUCCGCUAAGCAUCCCAGGGAUGAGUAGAGGAGUCCACGCACUGGUUCAGCUGUUUGAAGGUGACGGAGGACGCCGAGCAGGAGACCACGCACAGUGCCGGCGCAGUUUCCUGGAGGCCAGUCAUGAUUGAAAUGAUGCACUAGCUAAGUCAAAGUAAGAGUUCAUGAUGUGUGGGUGCAGACUGCUCUUGAACAUCUAUGUUGGCCUGUUUGCCGUUUUGUUAGCAGCUCAUUGUAAGGGAUUUGCAAUUCUGAAAUGUUUUCAGACCAUUACUAACAGCUAGGAUUUAAAUUACUUUGUUGGAAGUUAGAGAUGACUUAACGUUCAAAGAAUUGUUCUGAAAACUCCGAAAAAAUGUGUCCAAUUUAUUCAACAUGUUUGGCAUUUCAUGUUAAUAAAAAUCAUAUACAAAUACA
Messenger RNA from Gasterosteus aculeatus aculeatus (three-spined stickleback), 3960 nucleotides. The record is from RefSeq and is a predicted model, not a curated record. Lineage: Eukaryota; Metazoa; Chordata; Actinopteri; Perciformes; Gasterosteidae.